AGAGAACGAGGCAAGGGAUCGUAACACUGGAGCUCAAGGAUAAAUCAUGGACUCUGCAUACAUCCCACAACACCUGGAUGUCCACCAUGCUCCCUGCUAAUCUCCUGCUCCUCAUGGUCUUGCUGCUACCUCAAGCCUCAUCUGGUCGCCAGGGUGGAGACACCAGUGAGACUACUCAUGGCAGGGCGUCUCCUACACCUUCAUCCUCGCCCCUCACAUCCACACUCCCUGAUCCCAGUCUGGCUCAGACCAUCCAGAACCUCCUCCUGAGUCGACUGGGCCUGCAGUCCCAGCCUGAUCCGCGGCCCGGAGUACCAGUGCCACAGUACCUCCUGGAUCUUUACCGUUUUCAACAGCAGCAGUACCAUCUGGUGGAAGACCCUUCGUUCAGUUUCCCCAGGAGGCACAUCGAGCAGGCCAACACUGUGCGCAGCUUUCACCACAAUGAGCCUCUUGGAGACAGUAGCAAAGCAAACGAUCGUACGAGAGUGCACAUUUCUUUCAAUAUCUCCUCCAUACCUCAGGAUGAGACGGUCCUCUCUGCUGAGCUUCGGCUCCUCCGCAGUGACAGAGCUUCCCUGGGCCCAGGGCCCCACAGAUUAAACCUAUACCUCUCUAAGCAUCAUGAAGAUCCUGAGCCCACUCUGCUAGAGACUAGAUUACUUGCCAGUGGCCUCCACAGUCAUAAACCUAAUGGUUUUUGGGAGGCAUUUAGUAUAAAUGCAGAACUCCUCCACAGGACCCUUACUGGGACUGGCAGCUUGGGCUUCAUCCUGGAUGUCAGACCUGAAAACAGCACCACUUCACUUCCUGACCAGAGUUUCUCCUCUGCUGCUGGUGAGGAGGAAGCAGAGAAACACAACAAGGGACAUCUGAGGGUAUGCAGGUCUGUGGAGCAGAACGAUCACAGCUGGGCCCAGGAGAGACCCCUCUUAGUGACUUACAGUCACGAUGGUCGUGGAGAGCCUUUAGUCAAACACAGCAGAAGAACAUCUGAUAAUGACCGUCGGAUGAGGGGAAGAAAAGGGUCCAAUGCAAGGGCCAAGAACAGCAGUAAGGGCCAAAAAAUAGACCCAGGCUGGGGGAAGGCCAAAAAGGUGGGGUAUUUUAUGCAGGGCUGGGGGAGUGACAAAAGGAGGAUAAGCUGGAGUGACCGUGGAAGGGUGAAAAGAAAUGGUGGCAACUCAGCAAAACUGAAGCGUCUUUCUCGUGGCAGGUGCCGCCGUCAUCCCUUAUAUGUUGAUUUCAAUGAUGUGGGCUGGCACAAGUGGAUCAUCGCACCUAGCGGCUAUGAUGCUUUCUUCUGCCUGGGGGAGUGCCGCUAUCCUUUGGCUGACCACAUGAACGCCUCCAGCCAUGCCGUGGUUCAAACAAUGGUGAACUCUGUGAAUGGAGCGGUGCCUCGGGCCUGCUGCGUCCCCACCUCCCUCAGCCCCAUUGCCCUGCUCUACCUAGACCAUCUGGACCGAGUCGUACUAAAGAAUUAUCAGGACAUGGUGGUGGAGAGCUGUGGCUGCUGGUAGAGGAUUGUAAAUCUCUAACAGAAGGGGCACUCCAUUGUUGAUAAAGGAAAAAAAGGGUAAAGAAGAAACUGUAGAAACCAAACAAAAAAAAUAAAGCGCAGAGCCUGAAACAGAAGCAACAUCAGAAAGUUGAGUGUAGAGAAUAAAGCAGCUAAUGUAUCAAUAACAGGAGCAAGAGGUCAAA
This is a messenger RNA of Nematolebias whitei (Rio pearlfish), 1707 nucleotides long. It is a transcript of the gene bmp16, whose product is annotated as bone morphogenetic protein 16. Lineage: Eukaryota; Metazoa; Chordata; Actinopteri; Cyprinodontiformes; Rivulidae. Gene Ontology annotation, biological process: BMP signaling pathway; SMAD protein signal transduction. Gene Ontology annotation, cellular component: extracellular region. Gene Ontology annotation, molecular function: growth factor activity; cytokine activity. The transcript has 3 exons. The record is from RefSeq and is a predicted model, not a curated record. Bases 78 to 1523 code for a protein of 481 amino acids.